GUCCGCGCAUCUCUCGGCCGCCGCGGCGGUCUACCGGAGUUGGUUCCGAUUUUCGGGUGUUGUGCGUUGGCUGGGCGACCGCGCGCGGGUGGUGAUUUGACGUGGUGCUCCACGUCCACACACCACUAACUGUGCGGCGGCCGGCACCAUGGGCAACACCGACUCCAAGCUCAACUUUAGGAAGGCUGUGAUCCAGCUGACGACGAAAACGCAGCCGAUCGAGGCCCGUGACGAAGCAUUCUGGGAGCAGUUCUGGGGCGAGUCGGGGCUGCAGAGCGUCCAGGAUGUGUUUGCCCUGGUGCCCGCAGCCGAAAUCCGGGCGUUGCGCGAGGAGGCCCCCUCGAACCUGGCCACCCUGUGCUACAAGGCAGUCGAAAGGCUGGUGCGCGCUGCCGACUCCCUCUGCAACACGGCUGCCCAGCAAACAGCCGUGCUCAACUGUGUGCGGCUGCUGACACGCAUCCUGCCGUACAUCUUUGAGGACUCGGACUGGCGAGGCUUCUUCUGGUCCAGCCUUCCUGGAUCAGCCGAGGACGACGCAGCCGCCAAUGGAGGAGCACAGACGGAGUCACUGGCCCAGUCACUUAUCACGGCACUGUGUGACUUGCUGUUCUGCCCGGAUUUCACAGUGUCCUGUUCAAAGAAGUCUGGCCCUGAGCAACCGGAGGAGCCGUGGUCCCUGGACAGCUGCGAGUACAUCUGGGCGUCGGGCGUUGGCUUUGCCCACUCGCCGCCCUGCGUGCCGCAGCACGACCAGAACCGGCUUGAGCUACUCAAGCUGCUACUCACCUGCUUCUCGCAGACCAUGUACCUAACUUCACAGGAGGCCCACCAGCAGCCCAACAAGUGGAUUCACUUCUUCACGUCAGCUGACAACAGGCACGCGUUGCCUCUGUUCACCUCGCUGCUGAACAUCGUGUGUGGCUACGAUCCCGUCGGCUACGGCCUGCCCUUCAACCACCUGCUCUUUGCCGACCAUCGAGAACCGCUCGUCGAAGUUGCGCUGCAGCUACUUGUGGUCACCCUGGACCACGACUUCCGGCCGCCCCAGCAGCAGAACAACGCCGGUAGCAACGGUGCGGGCCCCGAAGGUGAGGCCUGGUGCGAGAACCUCUUCAUCAACUACCUGUCGCGCAUCCACCGAGAGGAGGACUUUGCCUUCGUGUUGAAGGGCUUCACGCGGCUCCUGAACAACCCGCUGAUGCGCACCUACCUGCCCCACUCGGCCAAGCGCAUCGCCUGCCACCAGGAGCUGCUCGUCUUCUUCUGGAAGAUGUGCGACUACAACAAGAAGUUUCUGUUCUACGUGCUGAAAAGCUCCGAAGUGCUGGACAUCCUGGUGCCCACACUAUACCACCUGAACGAUGCCCGCGCCGAUCAGUCCCGUGUUGGCCUGGUGCACAUUGGUGUGUUCAUCCUGCUGCUGCUGAGCGGGGAGCGCAACUUUGGCGUGCGGCUCAACAAGCCGUACUGUGCGAGCGUCCCCAUGGACAUUCCAAUUUUCACGGGCACCCACGCCGACCUGCUCAUCAUCGUUUUCCACAAGAUAAUCACCACUGGUCACCAGCGACUGCAGCCCCUCUUUGAUUGCCUUCUCACCAUCAUUGUAAAUGUGUCACCUUAUCUCAAGACAUUGUCCAUGGUGGCCAGCACCAAGCUGCUCCAUCUACUUGAAGCAUUCAGCACACCGUGGUUCCUCUACUCAAACCCAACCAACCACCACCUGGUGUUCUUUCUGCUGGAGAUCUUCAACAACAUCAUACAAUACCAGUUUGAUGGCAAUUCAAACCUGGUGUACACUGUGAUUCGGAAAAGGCACGUGUUUCAUGCGCUCGCAAACCUGCCCACCGAGCAGGGCACGAUAGAGCGCUCCCUGAGCCGGCGCUCCCGCAGCAAGGGCCCCACCCCCAGUGUCCCGACCACGCCUUCCGAGGAGCCCAGCCCUCCUCCGACAACGCCCACGGCCGAGUCCGAAACCCAGCCUCCACCGGAGGAGGCGCCGCCCUCAUCCAGCCUCAAUGCCACUCUAGCUGCUACUCCACGCCUAGAGAAAAUGACUGAGCAGGCACAUCCAGUGUCCUCGCCAACAGGCAGCACAGCCACAAGUCCUGUGGAGAAGUCUCCACCUCGCAGUAUUUCCAAGGGUAGCGGAGGAGGGCUGGUGCGGGCUGGGAGCAACGACGAGGAAUGGCGCGGCCCGACGCCCGAGUGGGUGGCAUCGUGGAAGCAGAAGCUUCCCCUGCAGACCAUCAUGCGUCUACUGCAGGUCCUGGUGCCCCAGGUCGAAAAGAUCUGCAUCGACAAAGGUCUGACGGAUGAGAGCGAGAUCCUCAAGUUCCUGCAGCAUGGAACGCUUGUCGGACUCCUGCCUGUGCCGCAUCCGAUCCUGAUACGCAAGUACCAGUCCAAUGCGGGCACUACGAUGUGGUUCCGGACCUACAUGUGGGGACUCAUCUACCUGAGGAACGUGGACCCCCCCAUCUGGUACGACACGGAAGUACGGCUGUUCGAGAUCCAGCGACUCUAGUCACAUCAGCGCUUUGCCUCGUCGACAGCCUCGAGACCGAUAGGGAAUCCGUGCGAGCGUAGCACGCAUACAGCGGCCUGCGUGUUUUACAUUAGUGACCCGUAGGACACUCGACAGGCUGACCAGUGACGGAUAGUGUUCCUACAGGUGCCGGUGCCCUCGGAUGCCCGCUGCACAGCCGGCCGGAGCAGUUUCCUGCCCACGCUGUCUGGUUUUCAGCGCUGUCUAAUGCAGACGACUCUGCGUCGCACAUUCCAGUUUUACACGAACUGCAUUUCUGAUAAGCCAGGGAAGCAUGUCCUGCUUGUGGCGUUCUGGUUUUGAAGCUGUUAAGUGCAGCACCUGUAUGUUCUGCCAAACUGCAUGAUGCACCCGUGUUGGUGUGACUGCGUUACCUGUGAAAUUCAUCGAACAGGCGGCAUCAAUGAUUAGUGAAUGCAACGACUUUCCCGCAUCGUCUGUUUUAGAGGGUGGACAGAUCAGUCUACUUCUUUCAGUAAGCUUCCAUCUACAGGUACGACCGCACCUAAGGUGAACACCUCAUCAGUAUUCAAGCCGGUAAUACUAGAACAUUUGUUCAACUUCGCAAGUGGAAUGUCCGUUAUAAGACGUCCAGUCAUGGUGUCGAUAAACAAAAUACUAAUUUUCCGAUUUAUGUAUUGAACAUCAGCUUCUAUGAGGCCUUGAAUAUAGGGAUGGGUGAAUAUUCGGGCGUUUCGAAUAUUCGAAUGAAUAUUACAGUAUUCGAAUUCGCUUCGAUACGAAUUUAGAUUAUUCGAAAUUUCGAAGUAUUCGAAAUGAAUAUAUGUAUACAUGUGACUGCACAUAACCCUCUGUAAAGGUGGUUUCACUGCAGCGUCUCGUUGCUGUGCCGCGAAACAACCCAUCCAGGGGAAAUCUGCACUGCCGCGAAGCCACACUUCAAGGUUAAAUGUACAUAUUUUUUUAAGUUUAAAAGCGUGUUAUAUGGGCUUAUAUGCACUAAGUAUAGUAAUUUUUAAAUUGUAACAGCCACUUAUAACUUGCACCCUACUGCUAUUCAAAUCUUGAUACUAUUCGAGGCUGCUUCCACUUCAUUUCAAACCAAAAAAGUGACAUUCACUCAUACCUAGUUCCAAUCCUUAAAGAUAUUGUGCAAGGGUCAUGACAAAAAUGCUCAUUUUUCUUAAUAAUAUGCGCUAAUUACUAUUCGAACUAUUCAAUUCGAAAUUAUUCGACCAAAUCACUAUUCGCUUCGGAUUCGCUUCGAACCUCAAAUUCACUAUUCGCGCAUCCCUACUUGAAUACUAAUGAGGUGUGCACCGUAGAGGUGGACGACCCCGUACAGCACUGGCAGGGGCAGCAAGGACAGGCUCGGCAAAUGAUGGCCAGCGACAGGUUCCAACAAUCUUACAGUGAGAAAGCUAAAAAAAUUUGUGCCUUCGCUGUGGUCAUCGUAAACGCAAACUGACCAGUCAUUGGCUCGUUAGGUGACGGCACUUCAGUUUCGCUUUUGUUCGUAUCAGGCUGAGCUGGGUGGAGGUUUAAUCCUCGUCUUUAAAAAGGGCCCAGUGGUGUCGUGCUCCUGCAAAAGAUGGCACUGUAGAGCUUUUUCUAUAUUUACAUGCCCUCCUAUCUACGGAUUCCAGCAGACAGCAAGCAAAACUGUCGGGCGGCAAAAGAUGCACAGUGACAUUUCGCAGCUGGUAAUUGGUAGACACCGUUGAACAUUUAAAUGCAAGUUGAGCUGGAAAUGAACACUUGCUUUUUUUUCUUUGCUGGGCCACCAUUUUUCCUACUACUGCCUGAUGCGCAACUCGUAAUUAUCAAGUUGCUAACAGAGGUUCCACGAUAGUGUCGGUCAACAUUCCACCUCUGAAAUAGACUGUAUCAAAUCUAAUUUAACGUGUGAAUGGCGAGUGAUGGUUGCAGAAGUCAUGUGGAUACAAAUGAGCGAAUAAAGAUUUACCAAGCAAUUAAGCAUGCAAAA
Molecule: messenger RNA, 4496 nt
Organism: Rhipicephalus sanguineus (brown dog tick)
Lineage: Eukaryota; Metazoa; Arthropoda; Arachnida; Ixodida; Ixodidae
Product: protein HID1
Exons: 19
Coding region: 149-2527 (792 amino acids)
Cellular component (GO): Golgi trans cisterna; Golgi medial cisterna; membrane
Source: RefSeq, a predicted model, not a curated record